AUGGUUGGCGUUCCAAGAUCUCGAGGAUGCAUCAACUGCAAGAGGAAGAAGAAAGGGUGUGAUCUGGCACAACCGACCUGCGGGCAAUGUGCGAAGCUGAGAAUCGAAUGUACGUAUAAACAACGCGUGUGGACCUUCAUCAACGAGCAAGUCUCGACAGACGAGUUCCAGCCUGCCGUAAAGGUCACGGAACGAACAGCAAUAAUCCUUCAACACCGCUCCUUUUCUCGUACCGCCUUGGAGAUUCAAGUUGUUGAUCAGUUUUGGAAAAUCUACUUACCUCGAGAUGAUCCCAACACGGUCUAUAUCGGUGCCAUCGUUAAGGCACCAUGGAAGCGUGCUGUUCAGGCGAUUUGUCUCCAGGAUCGAUGGGUUCUGAUAGCGUUGCAAGCAUGUGCAUUCAUGAGCCUCGGAAGAUUACAACGGAAUCGACAUUAUGUUCAAUAUGGUCGGCAACUCUACGGUCGUGCACUCCGAGAGACGAACAAUGCAAUCCGAGAUCCGGCCCGCGCACAAAGUGACGGGACUCUCGCCUCGUGUAAACUGCUAGGCAUGUACGAGAGUUUUCGCCUGGAGGAAGACGGCCGCCCUUCGACUCAAGGCAACGAUUGGCGACAACACGUGGAGGGAACGUGCAGGAUCGUCGAACUCAGAGGACCAGAAAUGGCGGCAUCAGACUAUGGUCAUGAUCUCUAUACCGACGCGAGGUUCGCGGCGACUUCGUCUGGGAUUACGCAGAAGAGACCGGCGAAUUUCUUCAGCAGCUCAGCAUGGACGACCGUGCCCUGGACGAAGCAUUCCAAAACGCUGCGAGACGAGCUUUUAGAUCUCAUGGCCGGACUACCAGGGAUCCUGCAUCAGCAAGAAGCUUUGUACGCAGAGGUGUCUAAUGCCACAGACGGUGCAACUAUGACCAAGGUCAUCAAAGAUGGCGUCGAUGUGCUAAAGCAAUGCAUAAGUCUUGGAGCACGGCUACAGACUUGGGAGGAGAAAACCAUGGAUCUGGCCCGUGAGGCUCGCGGGGAGAACGAGAACGAUACCCUGACUCUCUUCCACAUCAGCAAAGACCACGGCUUCGCCUUCUUCCACCUCAUCACCCAAUUCUGGACAGUCUGCCUAAUCCUCCACGGACCAACCUGGCUCACCUACUGGAAACUACUCCACGUCGCCCAGAGCACCACCUUCCCAGCAACAAAAGAUCUCUCCCAAAUCGACAUCCCCUUCUGGAUGAACCCACAACCCUUCGCCUCGAACAUAAGCCACCAAGCCUCGCACUUCUUCAGCGAAGAAGCUGGGCUCUGGGGCUCUUCGACCGCCAGCUUUCCCAUGGGUGCAGCAUUGCAUUACUACGCCGCGACCGGGGGUUUCAAGACUCCUGAAAUGAGAAUGUUGAAGGCCGCGCUGGGGAGUUCUCCGAAAGCUAAUAUGGUGUCGGGGUUUUUGCGGAGCAUGGCGUCGAGCGCGGCGCCGCAGGGAGGUGAUCCGAAGAUUCCUGUGCAGCAUGAGAAGAUGGCGACCUCCUGGUUUGAUUCGACGAGUCGAUGA
Molecule: messenger RNA, 1545 nt
Organism: Zasmidium cellare ATCC 36951
Lineage: Eukaryota; Fungi; Ascomycota; Dothideomycetes; Mycosphaerellales; Mycosphaerellaceae
Exons: 3
Coding region: 1-1545 (514 amino acids)
Biological process (GO): regulation of DNA-templated transcription
Molecular function (GO): zinc ion binding; DNA-binding transcription factor activity, RNA polymerase II-specific
Source: RefSeq, a predicted model, not a curated record